UAAGAUGACUGGGCAGAAAGAGCGGCGAAUUCGUCUCUAACCUUCCCGAAAUUACGUCACGCGCGCAAUACACGGAAAGAGGAGACGCGCGGCGACGGCGGCGGCGGUGUGCGUGUGCGAAAUUGAUUUGCAGACGUUGUUCUGGUGCAGCAGGUUGUUGUUGUUGUUGACUGCUGAUAAGAAGAGAUGGGAGGCAGCUAGCGGGCGUGGGAAAGGGCCAGGUGCGCGCCUCCACCGCAGGGUGUUAGCCUGCUGCAAAAUGGAGUGGAUCAUCGCGGCGGUCGACGGCAUCCUCAUGGUGCUGAUCCUCGGCGGCAACUGCAUCACGGUCACGGUCAUCAUCAAGAAGCCCAAGCUCGCCACCUCGUCCAACCAGUUCGUCCUUGGCCUCGCGCUCGCCGACAUGCUCGUCGGCGUGUCGAUGCCCUACCACAUGACCUUCUACAUUUCCGAGGAGAUGGGCAACUCGUUGCCUUUGUGCCUGCUGCGAUUCGUCCUGAUGAUCAUGGCCUGUUCGGCGUCGGUGCUGCAUCUAAUCUGCAUCGCCGUCGACAGAUACCUCGCCAUCAUUUACCCGCUGCGCCACCAAGUCAUCGUCACCAAAGGGAGGGCACGCCACGUGAUUUUCUGCAACUGGAUGAUAGCAAUAGCUAUUUCAACAAUGCCAAUUUACUGGAACGAGUGGCAAGAGCACUCAAAGAGGUGUGCGAUUGAGAACAUUCUGCCGGCCAAUUUUUUCCUCUUCGUGGUGAUUCCGGCGUUUACCUUCCUGCUAGUGAUCAUGCUGUGUACGUACGUGCGCAUCCACAAGGUCGCCUCUUCGCACGCCACCCGCCUCUCUCAGCAGCGGCUCUCCUGCUCGCAAAUCAGCAUCCACGUUGGCACCAAUGAGAUCCAACACCUGCAGAAGGGCAAAAAGUCCAUGCAGGUGGUUGCACUUGUGCUUGGCUGCUUCUGCGUAUGCUGGUGCCCCUACCUGACCAUCAGCACCCUGAUUUUGCACGGCUACCGCAGCCAGGUGCUCGAACUGGCGUACAACCUGGCUUUCAGCUUCGCCAUGGCCAACUCGUGCAUGAAUCCAAUCAUUUACGCUUGGAAAAACCAGGACUUCAAGUGCGCCUUCCAGGAACUGCUGAGCUGCUGUAGGUCGCCUACUGCUGCAAGUCAGGACGAAAUUGUGCGCUCGAGGAGCCAAAGCAAUCUGGAAGCCAGGGCAUCCGCCUCCACCUCCAGGUCGUCCAUUCACGAUUUGCAGGUCGAACGGUUUUAACAUUAAAUUCAAUAAAAUUAGUUUAAAAUCUUUGUUAUUAAUUGGUAUUAAUAAGGCUAGCUGUUAACUGGAGCCAUAAAAAUGACUGCACGUGAAAGUAGCUUAGCUUUUUGCAAUAUGAAGUAUCCAGGGCUGCGAAUAUUCUAUUGUAAAUAAAAUCUAAUGAAUUUUAGCAUUUCAAAAAAUUGCUAUCUGUUUUUCAAAUUCAAAGAAUAAUUAUUUUAAUCAUUUUCAACCAAAUAAUUCACUCAUAAGAAUAAACUAGUCCAGUGUUGCCCUGCCGAUCCAUGAAUAAUUUUUUUAUCUGCCACUGUACCAACGCAGCCCUUAUACAAUAAUUAAAUUUAUCAAAACAUUUGUUAUACAAAUUAAAUGUUGUUUGCCCGCAAUAAAAAAUGUUAAUAGGCGUA
Molecule: messenger RNA, 1680 nt
Organism: Cloeon dipterum
Lineage: Eukaryota; Metazoa; Arthropoda; Insecta; Ephemeroptera; Baetidae
Product: D(2) dopamine receptor A-like
Exons: 6
Coding region: 260-1270 (336 amino acids)
Biological process (GO): chemical synaptic transmission; G protein-coupled receptor signaling pathway, coupled to cyclic nucleotide second messenger
Cellular component (GO): dendrite; plasma membrane
Molecular function (GO): G protein-coupled serotonin receptor activity; neurotransmitter receptor activity
Source: RefSeq, a predicted model, not a curated record